This is a messenger RNA of Hyla sarda, 4426 nucleotides long. It is a transcript of the gene AMER2, whose product is annotated as APC membrane recruitment protein 2. Gene Ontology annotation, molecular function: phosphatidylinositol-4,5-bisphosphate binding; beta-catenin binding. Bases 529 to 2232 code for a protein of 567 amino acids. Gene Ontology annotation, cellular component: plasma membrane. The record is from RefSeq and is a predicted model, not a curated record. Gene Ontology annotation, biological process: regulation of canonical Wnt signaling pathway. Lineage: Eukaryota; Metazoa; Chordata; Amphibia; Anura; Hylidae. The transcript has 2 exons.
GAGAUUGCAACCCAUAAAAAAUUCAGGUUUCAUACUCGCUAAGAAAGGAUAUUCCCCUUUGUCGGUGACACAGAGAACAUAAACAACAAAUCACGCUUUUCUGGUUUUGGCACAGGGAGGGUUAAAGCUGGAUCCGCAUAACAACAUAAUGGAAACCUCUCGUAGGAUACAUUUACAUGCAUUGUUAUUUUAAAAAAAAAUGGUGCCUCCAGGCUAAGCCGUCUCUACAAUCUGAGGCAUCUCCUCACCAGGGGUAUACCUGGCAUGGAACGUACGUUGUGGACAAGUUACAUAAACCUUUAGAUAAAGGGGGGAGCCUUGCAUUUGGUUGCAGAUUGAUUUAGAAUGGAUGACAGCGACCUGGCACUAGCCCAUUACUGACGAAAGCUGCUUACACCCCCCCCCCCCUUCCCCUGGUUGCUAUAGAGAUGAACAGGAGCAGCGGAGAAGCUGCCAGUGAGAAAAUCAGCAUCAGGCAUCUGUGGGGGUCUGCAGGAGGAAGGAGGCAGGAUCAGGGAGACGGAAAACAUGGAAUUGCAUUGUGAUUGUGCCGAGUCCCCGGCAGCUGAGCAGCCAUCAGGAAAGAUUAAUAAGACUGCUUUCAAAAUAUUUGGGAAGAGGAAAUCGGGCAGUGCCAUGCCCACGAUAUUUGGUGUGAAAAACAAGGGAGAUGGGAAGACCACAGGCAAAAUGGGCAUGGUACGGAGCAAGACACUGGACGGAUUAGCUGAUGCUGUGCUGGAGAACAGCAAGAAAGACGAGCAGAGUCCAUCGGAAGCUGCCGCUGCUGAUACUGUCGGCACUGACGCCAACAACCAGGCAGUCACAAUAAAGACAGAUGUGUCGCCCAGCAGCCCCGUAUCUAAAUCACACAGUUUCUUUUCUUUGCUGAAAAAGAAUGGGAAAUUAGAGAACGUGAAAGGGGAGAACGCGGAGCAGAGAGCUGGCAGCAGACAAAAGAAGGGACUCAAGGGCUUGUUUAACAGCAUACGGUGGAAUAGAAAGGACAAGAAUAACAAGGACGAUAAAGAAGGGGCUAUAGAGAAUCAGCCAGGCCUUAUUCUGUCCGGUUCUCUGACAGCGAGCUUGGAAUGCAUCAAGGAGGAAAUACAAAAACCUUUGUGCCAACCAGAAGUACCUGCAGAGACUCUCACAGUUGACUUGUCCUGCGAGGAGCAGAGUGGGGAAUUCACCACCUCCCUUGAGGACAAUCAAUUGAAAGCAACAGAAGAAUCCCCUUGUUCAUCAUCACAACAACCUGUCAAAUACCAAGAUGGGGAUUCUGAAGGUAGCCUCCAAAUGGAGCACAUUGACAAGCUGCCGGAGCCAGCGGUGGAGACCCUACAGGAAAAGAAGGAUGAGAACAUAACAGGAUGUGGUGACAUUAUUGCCGACCCGGACGAUAAUGGAGGCAGUGGUACCGGCGCAAGGCUUAUCCAUGGGAAUGGCAAAAAGGCCAUUGCCAAAAAGACCCCAAAUAUUGUUGCGUAUCAGGGAGGUGGAGAGGAGAUGGCAAGUCCAGAUCAGGUAGAUGACAAUGACAUCCAAGAUUUUUUGGGGAUGAUACCGCAAGCGGAGGAGGUGAGCAAAGAGGUUGGAAAAGUGAGUACUGUCAGGCAAUCCUCGAGGGAGGAAAAACACGUCGAGAGCACAUGUGAUAUGCCUGUACCCAAGCUAUCUCAAACCAAGCUCAAACAAGUGGCUACUAACUGUGAUGAGAAAGGGGAUGUCAAAAGUCGAGGAAAGGAUCAAAGAGAUUCUGUUCGUAAUAGUGAUGAGGGCUAUUGGGAUUCCCCCAUUCCAGGGCCAGAGGAAGAGCCCACUAAGAGUGCGGAAAAGAAAGCCCUAUCCAGAGACAGCUGCAGUGGAGAUGCGCUCUAUGACCUAUAUACAGAACCUGAGGAAAACACAGCCAGAGCGCAUGUGGAAGAGAAAAGACCCUGCCAGGCGCACACCAAACCCCUCUCUCCCGUAACCGUCACAUGCCCUGUCAAGGCACUCAAGGACUCAAAAAUACCUAUCAGCAUUAAACACCUACCAGUCCAUUCCCCCAGCCAACCAGCGGAGACUGGCAGUAACACAACUCCAUCAGCUCCACAUCAUCAACCAGUAAAAAUUGAACCUCCCAGAACAAAAAUCCCAGUCUCGAAAGUACUUGUAAGACGGGUCAGUAAUAAGGUCAUAACAGGACCGUCAGGUAGAACAGCAUUGCACGAACCCGCCAGGAAAUAACUGGACCUAUUACCAAUAACUCAAUUUGCUGUGAGCCUUUUACUGUCUUAUGGGCAAGGAGGCAACUAAAAGACUAUAUAAAAAAAUAAAAAUAAAAACUUGCCAUGCAAUCCAGGUUAAAUUUCACCCACUAUCCAAGCAAAAAACAUUUUCACACUUUUUUUUAAAAUUUUUUAUUUGUACGUUUGUGGUAAACUACUUGCCAUUCAUUUCGGAUAUAUGUUAACCCUGAAAGGUUUGUAAUGUUUAUGAUGUGUGUCCGAGGCAUCUCGAAAUAUCACCUAAAAGACCUUGGAAGAUGGUGAAGCGCCGAUAUGUCUGUAUUUUAUUCUGCUUAACCCUCAUGGAUUAUUUCAUUUCAUAGCUAAUUUUUUUCUGUAGAACAGUCAGGGAUGCAAAGUUCAGCUUCGUGGCUAGAGCUGGAUUGUUUUGCCAAAAAAAUAUUAUGAUAUCAUAAAUGAUGGUGUUUUUUUUGUAAGUCUUUAAGAAUGUAUGCAAAGGGACCUGUAGGGCCUGAUGGCAGGAGAAUUCCGCCAACGUCAUAGGUAAGUUCUAACCCAUUUAUGUCCUCCAAGGGGGGGGGGUGGUGGGGGGUUAAGAUGCUUGAGAUAUAAUGAUGACAACUGCAAUCUGGAUAUAAUAUGACCUAUAGGAUAACACCGAGGAUCUUUAACACUUAGAUGGUGUGUCCACCUUAAGACAGCCAGCUCUUUGUUAAGACGUCUCCACCCCUUGUAUUCUAUUCGAGUGGUGUUUGAGUUCAUGCUAGGUGACAUGGUAGGGGGUAGUUUUAAUGUAGUCUUUAACCCCCCCCCCCACACACACACACACAGUGUAUUGGGGGUGCACAGAACUGUCUGGGGUACCGUAUAGAGAUCAGUUCAUUUUUGGGGUUGAUUUGAUGACGGAAGUAGACAACCCCUAUAAGGGUUAGUUAUGAAGCUUCUCCAAAGGAUAGGUCUAGGCCAGUGUUUCCCAACCGGUGUGCCUCUGGCUGUUGCAAAACUACAACUCACAGCACGCCCAGACACUGGGAGUUGUAGUUUUGCAACAGCUGGAGGCACACCGGUUGGGAAACAAAGAUCUAGCCUGUCUACACAGGAGGAAUUCAGAACCAAGCACUUACCAUUAUUAACACUAGUCAUAGCCCCAUACAUAAAGGUGACUUUUCAAUUACUACAACUCCCAUUAUGCACGACAGAAAAGACUCUAGAGCCGCAGGUUAGGGGAAAACACUAUUUUUAGAGACUAUGCCAGGUCCAAUGCCUAUAGUCCUACACAGCCAUUCACUGUAUAUACACAGUCCACAGAGUUCUAUUGGAUGCUUAUUCCUUACAUAAGGGGGGAGAAGACGCAGGCCAGCACUGUACAAAAUAUAAAUCAGAUCUAUUGUUUUUUAACGCACUGUGUGAACUAUGGAGCAGCAUAUCCUUUCUACCUGUACAGCACUUGUAUGGACCAAAUUCCUUUUUUCUCUUUAUUUUCCCUGUGUAUGCUGUAAAUAGGUGUUACCCCUACGGGUGCGGAGCACGUUACUGUGUACAUACCGUGUGCCCAAAGGUGGCAUCGCCAUGCAUUAACAAAAUGGGCUUCCAAAAUAAAUAAAUAAAAAAAAUGUAAAAAAAAAAAAAGGGGUCCCACCGAACCACAGUUUUAAUAUAUGUUACUAUUUUUCUAAAUUUUGUGUCUAAUCUGCAAGUUGUGGACUAAAUGUCAUUUGCAUAUCGAUACCGGCCGGCUGUGGCGGGCUGGGGCUGUUGUACCAUAUAACCAGAUCUCCUGUACAGGCACCGUAUAUAUAUAGUAGAACAGGUGUUUCAUUAAAGAUGAUUUUUUUUUUGUUAAAAACCUCUGUAAUCGCUGAUUUAAUUCCUCAUCGGGAUUGCAUUAACAAAGGCCAACCAGACGGAGGGGGGUUAAUUCACCGUAGAGAUGGUCCUGCCCAUAAUGCAUUGCAUCAUGUUUCAUCCUUUAUCUCCCCCCCUUGCCUAACAAAAGAAGCGUGAUUUACAAAUCGUACUUAAUGCCCCCUAAAGGCCGUAAAGGGAAUUACCGGGAUGACAGGUGAUAAUGAGUACACAAUCCAGCACACUGACAUAGGUCUGAAGGGGACUGACUCUCAUUGAGGAGAGGACUUUUUUUUAAUGCAAUGCACUAUGGGUAAAAAGCAUAUGCAAAUUUAUUCUUCUCCAGG